GGGGGGAUGGUCAGGGACGGGGUGGAAAAGAGGCGAGCCGAGGGAGCGGGGACGGCUAGCGUCGCAGUGCUUAGGUUAUGGACGCACGGGCAUAAAGACAGCCGCCGUGGCCCGCUGGCCGUCGAGGAAAAUGCCCCUAUUUUGAGCGCACGGGCUGCAGCGCACUGACAGUUUCCGAGCCCUGCUGUCGCUCUUUCCUCCACCCGCAUUCAUCCAUCGCAAUCGGGCCCAUGUCCUCGCCCAGUCCCCGUCACAGAGCGCGCCCCCAGUGCCCUCCCCAGCACAUCUUCCACCGCGUGUACGACGACAUGGAACCCCACGAUCAUCCCCCGCCCCCCCUUCAGCCCCCCAGCGCCUCCCUCAUCCACAUCCUGCCCGUUGAGCUCCUCACCCGCAUCUUCUGUCUCGGCUACGAGCACGUCGUCGAUCCAGAUCGCCCCUUCAAGCGCCGCCCCCGCGAGCACGGCACAAACUUCGAGGUCCUCGUCUCCCACGUCUGCCACCACUGGCGCACCAUCGCCCUCCAGACGCCCUCCCUCUGGACCAGCAUCCGCAUGCGCAAGCCCGUCCACCUCGAGCGCAGCCAGCAGUUCAUCCUCCGCUCCCGCUCCCGCCCCCUCGACAUCUUCAUCGACACCGUCUCCCUCCCCGACCACGUCCCCGGCCACACCCUCUCCCGCACGGAGUUCCACCCCGCCUUCGACGUCGUCGACCCCCACUCCGCCCGCUGGCGCUCCCUCAUCCUCAAGGUCUCCGACCUCGUCUGCAAGGCCGGCGCCCGCGACCGCCUCCACGCGACCGGCCCCGUCCCCAACCUCGAGAGCGUGCAGCUCUGGCACCUCGAAAAGUGGGACUCGCUCCAGAACCUCGCAGCCCAGACCGCCAGGGCCCCCGUCCCCGUCCUCUGCAGCGACGCGACCGCCAUAAAAGACCUCUCCCUCGUCGGCGUCAACCUCGCCUGGGCCCUCCACGCGACGCCCUACCUCGCCGGCCUCCGCUCCCUCGAGCUCAAGCUCCACGCCGAGCCCACCCGCCCCACCUGCGACCAGUGGGAGGCCAUCCUCCGCGCCUCCCCCGACCUCGAGCGCCUCGCCCUGCACUACAGCGGCCCGCGCGAGGACGUCCAGUGGUCCACCGACCCGAUCCCCCUCCCGCGCCUCGCCGAGCUCUCCAUCCACGACCUCGACCCGGACAUGCUCUGCCUCAUCAUGCGCAACAUGGCCGUCCCCGCGCUGCGCGCGCUCGAGCUCGAGCUCACGCAGCAGGACGACACGGACUUUUCCGCGUUCAUGGGCGCCCUCGUCGACGACGGCGUCCCGCACGUCCCCGAACUGCGCCACCUCCGCGUCGCCGCCCUCGACUGCUCGACCCAGUCCUGGCACACGUUCCUCAAGUCCGUCCCGAAGCUCACCCACCUCGAGAUCGACUUUCGGCGCAUGCAGGACGAGCUCUUUCACACGCUCUCGCUCACAGACGCGCACGCGUGCAACGGCAACCCCAGCGCCCUUUCCAUCCACAGCGAACCACCGGCAGAGGCGGACUCUGCUCCCGCCCCCGAGUCCCAGGACCCCGGAAAAGAGACGCAGUCGCGGGCGGACUACGUUCUGCUGCCCGCGCUUGAGACGCUCAAGAUCGCGGGCCUGUCCGGCGACUACAUCAGGGACUUUCUCGAGUUCCGCGCGGUGAACGGCCGCCCCAUCGCGCACGUCCUGCUGCACAGAUACGCGCGCGACGAGGACACGGACGCGCUGCGCGAGAACCAGAACAGCCAUGUCGACUACUUUCUGUACUCGGACGAAGACGACGACGGCGAGGACGACGACGCGCUGACGGAGUUUGACGAGGAGGGAGAAGAUCCGUACGGAGAAGAGGAAGCGGGGGAGGACGGGGAAGAGGAAGAGGAAGAAGAAGAAGCAGCAGCAGUUCAAGCCCCACCGGCCUCGAGCACGCCGUGACUGCGACUCGCGACUCGCGCUCCUGGGCGAACACACGAACCAUCAUCUCACGCGACGACGUUGACGAAUGACUUUACGAUAGCCGUAUUUCGAUGUAUCAUAUUUUCCGCCGCUGCGGUCCCGUUUCUUGUCGCGACGAUCUAUGGGCUUGUUACGAGCAGCAUGUAGCGUAUUCGUCCCCGCCUGUGUCACCGCCGGCUCUUCGACUCGACUACCCCACCCAACCAUCCUAUAUACCCAGGCAGAGAUCAGCAGCCCGCAUGUGUAUCUUUUCUUUUCUUUUGUGCUUAGUUCCUACCCCCCCACCACCCUCAUUCCACAUCCAAUUUCCCGCAACCGCCCGGCGAGCACUUGACACACCGAUCUUUACAUGGCUAGUGAGUACAGUACAGUACGUGACAGACAGACAGACAAGCAAUGUUGUUGAACGUC
Heterobasidion irregulare TC 32-1 is the source of this 2387-nucleotide messenger RNA. RefSeq lists its product as uncharacterized. The record is from RefSeq and is a predicted model, not a curated record. The transcript has 2 exons. NCBI's taxonomy places the organism in Eukaryota, Fungi, Basidiomycota, Agaricomycetes, Russulales, Bondarzewiaceae. Bases 231 to 1955 code for a protein of 574 amino acids.